UCAUGCCCCUGGUUCUCCUGUAUCUGGGCCUCACCCUGCUGGGAGCCCUGCAGACCCAGGCCCAGGAUUCUGCUCCAAACCUGAUCCCAGCCCCACGUCUCAGCAGGGUCCCCCUGCAGCAGGGCUUUCAGGAUGCCCAGUUCCAGGGGAAAUGGUAUGUGGUAGGCCUGGCGGGAAAUGCAGUUCAGAGAGAAGAACAGGGCCAGUUUAAGAUGUACAGCACCACCUACGACCUGAAGGAGGACCACAGCUACAAUGUCACCUCUACUCUGCUCAGGGACCAGGGCUGUGACCACUGGAUCAGAACUUUUGUCCCAACUUCCUCACCUGGCCGGUUUACCCUGGGAAACAUUAGCAGUUAUCCCAAAAUACAGAGUUACAUUGUGCAGGUGGCAGCCACCAACUACAACCAAUUUGCCAUAGUGUACUUCAAGAAAGUUUCUGAAAACAGGGAAUACUUCAAGAUCACCCUCUACGGGAGAACCAAGGAGCUGACCUCUAAGCCGAAGGAGAGGUUCAUCCGCCUUGCCAAAUCUCUGGGCCUCACUGAUGACCACAUCAUCUUCCCUGUCCGCAUAGAUCAGUGCAUUGACAACUGAACCGGCCGUGAGGAUGUCUGCUCUGGGGGGUCUACAGGAGGCCAGGGUGCAGAGGGCAGGAGGUCUCAGGCCUACCUUUGCUCCUCUCGCUGUUCCUGGAAACACAGCUAUCUUCACUUUGAUGUCCUCUCUCAAGUGCCCCCUGCUUUCCAACCCCUGUCCUUUCUGUAAUCUCUGCUGUGUUACCUGACUGCCCCACCAGCCACAAUGCCAGGUUCAGAGCUGGGAGACCCUUCUCAUGGUACAGUACUGACCUGAAAGCCUCUGAUAAAGCCCUCCUCGUCUGCUAAGUAAACCCAUGCCACCAGUCCCCGAGUCUGUGCUCCCUGAACCCUGGUGGGAGGGAGGGCAAAGUGUGGCCUCACACCAGCAUGAAUCCAGGGAUGGAGUCCCCAGAACCCAACCUGAAGUUAGGGUUACAGAGAGACCACAUAAAGGGAAGACUUUAGGACUCAUGCCUCUCCCUCCCACCAUUAUCAUCCCUGCCAACUGCCCUGAGUCCUCUUCCAUAGAACAAAAUCGGGCUUAGCCAGGCACAGUG
Urocitellus parryii (Arctic ground squirrel) is the source of this 1140-nucleotide messenger RNA. RefSeq names its product lipocalin 2 (gene Lcn2). NCBI's taxonomy places the organism in Eukaryota, Metazoa, Chordata, Mammalia, Rodentia, Sciuridae. The record is from RefSeq and is a predicted model, not a curated record. Gene Ontology annotation, molecular function: small molecule binding.